AUGUCCUCCUCCUCUUCCUCCCCAAACCGCAAACUCAAAAUCCUCAUGAUACACGGCUACACCCAAAACGGACCCCUCUUCCACGCAAAAACCCGCGCCCUGGAGAAGAACCUGGAAAAAGCAUUCCCCGCCGCCCCAAAACCCGGUUUCUUGCCUUCCUACCCCGGCGGCGUUGAAUUGGUAUACCCGACCGCACCGCUGAAGCUAUCUGUAAACGACAUUCCGGGCUACGAUGUGGAUGGCGCUGCUGGAGAUGAAGAACCAGAGGCGUACGCGUGGUGGAGGAGAAAAGGCGAUGGAGAGCCUUUUCGCUAUGAAGGCAUGGAACAAGGAUUUUCCACCAUUGCGGCGGUGAUUAAAGAGCAAGGACCUUUUGAUGGGUGUAUAGGGUUUUCUCAGGGCGGUGCGUGUGCGGGCAUGCUCGCGUCUUUGUUGGAAGCAAACCGCAGAGAAGCGUUUGAGAAACAGCAGUUGAAGGGUGGUAUGCGUUACCCCGAGAGUUUUGAAAACGAUACGGGAUUCAUGACAGAUGUGAUCCAGGAGCCGCUCAAGUUUGCGGUGAGCUACAGUGGGUUUGGGGCUGCGCCGAAUGAGUUGUACACUGCGUUCUAUGAGCCAAAGAUCAAGACGCCCAUGUUGCACUUUAUCGGUAGUGUGGACACGGUGGUUGAAGAGUCGAGAAGUCUGCGUCUCGUAGAUGCUUGUGUGACCGGCAGGGGUGUCGAGGGUGGUGUUGCUAGACUUGUCUACCACCCUGGCGGCCACUUCCUGCCCAGCAGUCAAAAGCAAUAUGUCGCGGCCUUGGUGGCUUUCAUCAGAGAAGUCGUUGGCGGACCACCAGAAGACUCACUAGAAAACAAGAAGGAAGACAAGGCCGAAGACAUGGACAUGCCAUUCUAA
Molecule: messenger RNA, 900 nt
Organism: Aureobasidium uvarum
Lineage: Eukaryota; Fungi; Ascomycota; Dothideomycetes; Dothideales; Saccotheciaceae
Source: the annotation of a GenBank genome assembly